Molecule: messenger RNA, 2276 nt
Organism: Drosophila biarmipes
Lineage: Eukaryota; Metazoa; Arthropoda; Insecta; Diptera; Drosophilidae
Gene: bmm
Product: patatin-like phospholipase domain-containing protein 2
Exons: 7
Coding region: 290-1942 (550 amino acids)
Biological process (GO): triglyceride catabolic process; lipid homeostasis
Cellular component (GO): membrane; cytoplasm; lipid droplet
Molecular function (GO): triacylglycerol lipase activity
Source: RefSeq, a predicted model, not a curated record
GGCAGAGCGAGUGAAUAAAGGUUCGCGAGCACAACGUUUCUUUUCGAGAGCGGAGUAAUUUUCCAGUCGACAAACAGUGUUUGAACACCCAAACGAGAUUUUCCGAGACCCGCCUACAAAUUGCAAAACCCAAGGAGCUGCAACUGCACCCGAGUCCGCGCAACAAACCUGUGGAAAGUGCUAGAAGAAGUUAGAAGGAAAAACUGUGACGCGAUCAGAGCCAAAAACAAGAACAACAACAGCGAACGGUCAUCGGACGAUUUAUAGAACCUAACGCAGAGUCCAAAGCAUGAAUCUGUCAUUCGCUGGCUGCGGAUUUCUGGGCAUCUACCACGUCGGAGUGGCCGUCUGCUUCAAGAAGUAUGCCCCGCAUCUGUUGCUGGAGAAGAUUGGAGGCGCUUCGGCCGGCUCCCUGGCCGCCUGCUGCCUCCUCUGCGAUUUGCCAUUGGGCAGCAUGACCUCCGAUUUCUUCAGGGUGGUGAACGAGGCACGCCGCUAUUCUCUGGGUCCCUUCAGUCCCUCCUUCAACAUCCAGACCUGCCUGCUGGAGGGCCUACAGAAGCAUCUGCCGGACGAUGCCCACAAGCGGGUUAAUGGACGCCUACACAUCUCGCUCACGCGAGUUUACGAUGGCAAGAACGUGAUCAUCUCGGAGUUCGAGUCACGGGAGGAGGUACUCCAAGCGCUGUUGUGCGCCUGCUUCAUCCCCGGAUUCUCUGGCAUUCUGCCGCCCAAAUUCCGCGGAGUUCGCUACAUGGAUGGCGCCUUCUCGGAUAACCUGCCCAUUCUGGACGAGAACACCAUCACAGUGAGCCCCUUCUGCGGGGAGAGCGACAUUUGCCCCAGGGACCAGAGUUCGCAGCUCUUCCAUCUGAAUUGGGCCAACACCAGUAUCGAGAUCUCCAGGCAGAACGUCAAUCGGUUCGUGCGCAUUCUGUUCCCGCCGCGUCCCGAGUUCCUGUCCAAGUUCUGUCAGCAGGGAUUCGACGAUGCCCUGCAGUUUCUGCACCGCAACAAUCUGAUCAACUGCCGGCGCUGUGUGGCGGUGCAGUCCACCUUUGUGGUUUCCGAAACGGUGGCCCAGCCCCAGGAGUUCGACCCCGAGUGCAGGGAGUGCAAGAAGCACAGAAAGGACGCUUUGAGCUCAAAUAUGCCUCAAACAGUGCUGGAUGUGAUCCAGGACUACAUCGAGCAAGCCAAUAAGGGUCUGGCCAACUGGAUCUUCAAGCAUCGCGGCAUCAAGCUGCUUUCCCUGCCCGCCACAGUGCCCAUGGACUUUCUCCUGGCCACCAUUUCAAAAAUAUCAGCCCUGACGCCCAAACUCACCAAGCAAGCCAGAAUAAUGGUGGAGGACUUUAUUCUUCAGUUAAAUGACGCCAUGCGGAUACGCCUCCUAAACAAAUUCACGCUCUAUGACCAGCCCCACUUUGAUGCCACAGGACUUCUACAUUCCAGCCGUUUAUAUGGUCCCCGUGUAUCCAUUCUUGUGGAUGAAUGUGGCGCCACCCCGCUGGAGGACGAUGUCGACAACUUUGAGCAUGUCCUCAAGAUGACCACGCACAACGACGCUCUCUACGCCUACUACUACACCGACAACAAUACGAACAAGGUGAAAGUGACCGAGAUUUUCGACUUUGACGACAUGACGGAGCACGACGAGCUGGCCACCGACCUGCAAAUAUACGAGGGAUCGGUUGAGGAUCACCCCAAUCCCCACCAGCACAGCCACAACACAGUGGUCAGUGAGUGGAAUGGCGUUGAGUCAGACUUCUUCAUCGACGCCCAGACGCCAGAUGUGGAGGAUAGCAAAACAACCGCGCCUCAGUUUGCCCGCCUGGAUCUGGAGCCCGAGUCGGAUGCUAGUGUGCUCAGUGAUCCCGAGGUCGAUCAGAGUUUUGGCACCCCAACGCACAGUACCGAUAUGUAUAUAGAAGUGGAAUGAGGCGGGAUGGGAGGCGAAGGAAGGGGUAUUUCGGGGGUACUAGUCCUAGGAACUGUAACGAAACAUCUCCAAAGCGGCUCGUAGCAAAGCGAAAAGCCUAGUAGCGUUUCCAUUAGCCUAAGUAUUAGUCUUAGUACGACCAACGUAUGUACCUAACUUAACUUAGCCCUUAGCUGCCACUGUAUCAUCGCCUGUUUGUAAGCGGCAAUUAGCAAAUAAUUGCACUCUUGUUAUUAGUCACCCCCACGCGACUUGUAUUACAUCCAAAUCCCAUCUGUGUUUAGCCUAAGUUGAUAAUGUAUAAACAAUAAAGCAUUAAACAAGAUUUACACAA